This is a messenger RNA of Archocentrus centrarchus (flier cichlid), 5298 nucleotides long. Its product is annotated as interferon-induced very large GTPase 1-like. Bases 1 to 5298 code for a protein of 1765 amino acids. Gene Ontology annotation, molecular function: GTP binding. Lineage: Eukaryota; Metazoa; Chordata; Actinopteri; Cichliformes; Cichlidae. The record is from RefSeq and is a predicted model, not a curated record. The transcript has 9 exons.
AUGGAGGACCAUGACAAGCCUGCAGCAAAAAAAGGAAGAAGAAAGUGGAAAAUCUGCCCUUCAUGGUGCUGCUGCUGCUGCUGCUGCAUCACAGACGAUGAGCUGGAGGAAAGUGAAACUACAACCAAGUCUCGCUUGUUGAAUGAAGCUGGUGAAGCUCAGCACCUGGAGCUGAAAAUCAGAAGCACAGGAACUGAGUCUGAAAACACAUCUGUACCACCUUCCACCAAUGAGAGAGCAGAAGAAAAAGUAGAGCGCACCUGUGAGGUCAAAGUUAAGAGUGAAGCAGGGAAUGAACAGCAUGAGGAGUCAGAGAAAAGAGAAGAAGCCAAAACAGGAGGAGGAGCGUCUGAAACUCCAUCACCACCUUUAACCAGUGAGAGGGGCAGCAAGUCAGAGACGAGUGCAGCUGAGGCAGAGAGCUGUCCAGUGAAUGAAGACAUUACUGAAGAUGACAGCACAGCACCAGCAGAAAAAUCAAAAAUCGAAGAGUUACCCAAAGCCGUUCAGAAGGGAACCUCGGAUGAUGACAUGAGUGAAAACAAGGAGGAGAAGAAGCCAUGUCAUCGACAUACUGAGGCACUGCUUGGCAGACUUCAUCUUCAAGAGAAAGUUCAACGAAAGUUUUCAUCGGUAGAAUUCUUUAAGAUAGGCCCAUCUAUGAAACAGCACCACAUCACAUCUGCGAAAGAUCUACCUCACAGUUUUCUCCACAGACUGAUGAUGUUAGACUACAGGGCCAGAUAUAUUCCUGUAAGACCAGACAGUCCUGAGAUAGCCUAUUUAAAGCCCACAGUGUUUGCCAUCACUGAGACAGAUGGCAGUGAUUUUGAGGCUUUCUUGAGAGCUGCUGUAGACAAACCUGAGAAUGAAGAGACUCCUGUGCAUCCAAUGGAUGUUCAGAUGGCAGUAUUUCACUGCUCAGACAGCUUCCUUCAACAGAUGAUGAUUACAAAGCUCUCUCAGUGUCAGUAUGCCUUACCUUUGCUUAUUCCUGACCAAGUCACAAAGGAGAUUGUGUGUCCCUUGUGGACAUUCAGACAAAUAACAAAAACCUGGAAGGUAGCUCAAACUGGAGGUGGCUCACAAAGCGUCACCAUGAAGAAUAUUCCAAUCUACAAAGCUGAGACACCCUUGGUGUCAUUUUUCCGCCUGGGUUCUCUGUCAGUGUCUAAAUCUCAGCUGAUGAACACUUUGAUCAACGACCGUCACAACACCUUCUUCCACAGAAACUGCCUAGGAAGCACCAAGUCUCGCCAUCUGAUGGAGGGUGUGGCAGAGAUUGCAUGGUAUUGUCCUGCUGGAAAACCCAACGAUGCCUUCAAUGACUGCAUUGCCUUUUGUAAUCUUCAUGGUGAUGCUCUGUCAAUUAAAGAACAGCGUGAAAUAUUGAUGGAAAAAUCCUCCAUCAACAUUUUUCUUGUUGCAUCUCUGCAGAAAAAUGAAGAAAGUAGGUCUUUUAUAUCAACUCUUUUGAAGUUUAAGAAGCCUCUGAUUUAUCUCACUAAUGAGAACAGCUGUGAUGCUGUUAAGACAAAAAAUGGAAAAUACAUCAUCGGGCUCAAAGACAGAAACCUAGCAGAUGUAUCUGAACAACUCAAGAAGAUCAUUGGAGAAGUUUUAUCUUAUCCAGAUGAUCCCAGUUUGAAGCCAUCUUUCCAGCUUGAAACCAUGGGAGAGCUCUCUGGAAUCAGAGUGGAUGAAAGUGACCCAGCCUGUCAAAAAGGUAAAUCUGCUGCUUUGGAAAUAAUGGAUCUGCUCAUGAAGGAUAACAUGGAUGUCUCAAAGAUCAAAGAUAAAUUCCUCCCUGUUCAAGGGCAGCUCUGGUAUGAUUGGUGCAAAGUACACAAAGAGCUGUUUCAUCUCAAAGGAGACGUUGAAAAAGAGAAAAGUAAAAAGCAACAGGAACUGAGGAACAUACGUCAGAAACAAUGUGAUGCUUCCUGCAGUAAACUGAUGGAGUUGUUCACUGGAAGUCUCUCAUCAUUGCCACCAAUAGACAGAGAGUAUUUUCUGAAAUGGACUCAGAUCUUAAUAGACGCGCUCUCCACAGAUGAUCUUUCUUUGACUCUCAGAGACUAUGAUACAACAUGGUCUGAGGUCUUGGUUUUGAAAAACAAACACGACAAAUCAGAUCUGUUAUUGAGAAAGCAAUCUGAGCUUGAAGACAUCUCCAAGAAAUUGCAGACUGCAUCUUUUGGCUUGGAGCACAUCUUCAGGGAAAUGGGACAGAUCUAUGAAUCCCAUAGAACAGUUCAUGGAAAGACAGAAGACACUGACUGGUCUAAAUACCCUGAGCUGGCUGCGCAGCUGAUGAUAUCAGGACACCCAAUAGAGCUGAUGGAUGGUGAUGCAGGCCAUGUGCCUUUAACAUGGAUCUCCAGUCUUAUAGAGGAAGUCAUCAAGACACUGGGGGACCAGAGAGUUUUUGUGUUGUCAGUUUUGGGCUUACAAAGCAGUGGAAAAUCAACGAUGCUGAACACCAUGUUUGGAUUGCAGUUUGCAGUGAGUGCUGGCAGAUGCACCAAAGGUGCUUUCAUGCAACUACUCAAAGUAUCAGAGGAGAUCAAGAAAGACUUUAAUUUUGACUAUGUUCUAGUGGUGGACACGGAAGGGCUGCGUGCUCUUGAGUUGGAAGGUAGAGCCACUCCUCACCACGACAAUGAACUGGCAACCUUUGUUGUUGGUCUGGGAAACUUGACAUUGAUCAACAUCUUUGGAGAGAAUCCGUCCGAGAUGCAGGACAUUCUACAGAUUGUUGUUCAGGCUUUCAUGAGGAUGAAGAAAGUUCAACUUUCUCCCAGUUGUGUGUUUGUUCACCAGAAUGUGACAGACGUUGCAGCAGCAGAAAAGAACAUGGAUGGAAAGAGACGCCUGCAGGAAAAACUGGACCAGAUGACCAAACUAGCAGCUGAAGAGGAGGUUUGCAAUGCAGAGUGCUUCAGUGAUGUCAUUGCAUUUGAUGUGCAAAAAGAUGUGAAAUACUGUGCCCAGCUAUGGGAGGGCAGUCCACCCAUGGCUCCUCCAAAUCCUGGUUACAGCGAGAGCAUCCAAGAACUAAAGAACGUCAUCCUCACUAAAGCUUCAAAGUCUCGUGGGAUCUCGCUCUCUCAGUUCAAAGCCAAAGUUCAGGACCUGUGGAAUGCCCUUCUUAAUGAAAAUUUUGUUUUCAGUUUUAAAAACACACUUGAAAUUGCAGUGUAUAGAAAACUUGAGGUCCAGUAUGGGAACUGGACCUGGGCUCUCAGGAGCAAGAUACUGACCAUUGAAAACCAGCUUCAUAACAGAAUUGAAAAUGGAACUCUUGACAAGGUUGAGAGGACUUUUCUUUUGAAAGAAACAAGCCAAACAUUUGAAGAAAUUAGAGAAGUAGUGAAAACUUACUUUGAGGAUGACAAAGAGAAAGAAUUGUUGGCUCAGUGGAGAAGCCGAUUUGAAAUCAAAAUCAGGGAGUUUCAUGAUGAGCAGGUGAGCACAGUGAAAAGAAAACUGGAUGGAAUCAUCCAGCAGAAGAAAGCAUGUAAAAAACUAGAUGAUGAUAAGAGAGACUUUGAGAACAAGCUGCUACAGAAGAGCAAAGAGCUCGCUCAGCAGCUGAAGGAUAAAGUCAAAGAUGACGAGGAGCUUAAUAAACAGUUCAGAUCUGUUUGGAGUGGCUGGAUUACUGAAUUAACAGCAGAUACUAAACCAGUUGCAGACAUCAACUUGGAAGAAGAUUAUUGGAUUAUUCUUCAAGAACUCGGUUUCGAAUUGGCUCUUAUAGAUGAAUCCAAAAGAUGUGGCAGAUACCAGAACUUAUCAGAGGUUGGUGAUUAUUCAGAUUAUGUAAAGACAAGUGGAACAACAAUUCCGGGGUCUGUGGCAGAUCUUUGCAAAAGAUUCGCAUCCAGAAGUACUUUCUCGUAUACAGAACAACAACAGAUCAGAUUGCUCAUUGAAAGAGCUGAAAACGAGUCACUUGAUGCAGUAAAAAACAAACCUGUAGCUGCAAAGGGCUACACACCAACGUACUUGCAUGAAGUGGCCAAACAGGUGAAAGAAGAAGUGGAGAAAUUCCUGUCAGAGAGGAAAUUAGCUUUGAAGAAGGAUUUUACAGUCGAUCUCUUACUGGACGUGUUCUACAGAGCAGAGAGUUGGCUUCUAGAGUCCCAUAAAAAGUUCAAAAUGAAGAAUGAUCCACUGACAUAUUUAAAAAGCAAGGAAACACAAUAUUCCACAGUUUUUAGAAGCUUUUGCAAAGGAAACUCAUCUGCUCUUGUGCUUGGAGAACUCAUCUGUGAAAAGCUGAAAGUUUCCACUGUUGAGGCUCUCUACAACAGGACUGCCAUUGGUCUGGCUCAUCAGAUGAAGUGUAAUUACCCAGCAUUCAAUGGGAACACUCUGGACUUGGAGAAACAUAUCUUGAAGUCACUCGCUGAGAAAGAAAACUUUGAUGAUUUCAUCACCUACAUCAAAAAUCCAAGGAGACAAACUGAAGCUUUUAUCAGAGCAGAAGUAAAGAAAUACAUCUUCACAGAUCACAAAGCUGAAGCUGUGAUUAUACUCAACAAAAAUGUUCAUGACAUCAACACAGUUGUUAGUCAAGCUUUAUUUACUGCCACACAGAAAGUCCAAACUCAGGGCAGAGAUACGGACACGUGGCUGAAAGAGUUUUCCAGUGCACUAAAUGAUAACCUAACUCUGGAUCCCAUUUGUUCUCAAAACUUCAGUGAUAUAAACGAUUUUGACUUUCUGAGGAGAGAGACUGAGAAAGGAUUUGCGUCGAUCAUUGAGCAGAUGAGGAGCAUCUCAUUGGAUAAGAUGCAGGAAUCCAGGCUGAAGCCGGAUGAAAUCCUCGUUGAUCAGCUGUGUAAGCAUUGCUGGGUAAAGUGUCCGUUCUGUUCAGCUAUUUGUACCAACACUAUUGAAGAUCACAAGGACGAUGACCACAGUGUCCCUUUCCAUCGACCUAAUGGGAUCCAAGGAUGGCACUACAAAGGCACAGUGGAGUUGUGCAUCACUUUCUGCACAACAAAUGUUUCAAGUGAUCUCAAGUUUUACCCUUAUCAUAAUUCAGAGAAGAGCAUUCCUUAUAAAGAGUACAGAAAUGGUGGUCCAGAGUAUAAGACAUGGAGAAUCACCCCUGAUGGGUCUAAACUAUCAUACUGGAAAUGGUUUGUGUGUCGAUUUCAAAACAAACUGGAAAAGCACUAUAACCGGAAAUUCCAGGGCAGAGGAGAGAUUCCUGAUGACUGGAAAACAAUCUCUAAAGAGGAAGCCAUUCAAAGUCUUGAUGAAAUGGGCUUUAGUGAUGUGUAG